AUGGAUCUGACGCCGUUGAACCAAUUUACGACCGGAGAAGAAACUCGUCAGCAGCAGGAGGCCAGAAAUAGAAUUACUGAAGAAAAAAUAUUGCGUCUCAAGCUGCAUAUUGGCAACUUGAAACCAUCUAUAUUGGAUCCAAUACAUUCAACAGGUUCCGAGAUCAAAGCAACAACAGGAGGAGAAAAAAUACGAGCAAAUGAAUUAGUACUCCAACGCAUCAAACAAGGCGAAAUAAAGGAGGAACCAAGUCAAAUAACUUAUUAUCCAGCAGUUAAUUUACCUCAACUACCACUGCCUACAUUCAGUGGUAAUCCGAAACUGUGA
Loa loa (African eye worm) is the source of this 327-nucleotide messenger RNA. RefSeq lists its product as hypothetical. The record is from RefSeq and is a predicted model, not a curated record. Bases 1 to 327 code for a protein of 108 amino acids. The transcript is spliced from 2 exons. NCBI's taxonomy places the organism in Eukaryota, Metazoa, Nematoda, Chromadorea, Rhabditida, Onchocercidae.